AGAGCGGGGUGCCCGCUCGCCGGGGUAUUUUUAGCCUCGCCGCCCCCGCCCUGCUGGGUGCCGGUGACACGGUGACGGUGACACGCUUCAAGGAGUCGCACUCGCACGAGUCCCUGCUGAGCCCCAGCAGCGCGGCCGAGGCGCUGGAGCUCAACCUGGAUGAGGACUCCAUCAUCAAGGCGGUCCACAGCAGCAUCCUGGGCCAGGAGUUCUGCUUCGAGGUGACCACGGCCUCGGGGACCAAAUGCUUCGCCUGCCGCUCGGCCGCCGAGAGGGACAAGUGGAUCGAGAACCUGCAGAGAGCGGUGAAGCCCAACAAGGUGAGGGACCGGCGGGUGGACAACGUCCUGAAGCUGUGGGUGAUCGAGGCGCGAGACCUCCCGCCCAAGAAGCGCUACUACUGCGAGCUGUGCCUGGACGACAUGCUCUACGCCCGCACCACCAGCAAGGCGCGGACCGACAACGUCUUCUGGGGGGAGCACUUCGAGUUCAACAACCUGCCGGCCGUCCGCACCAUCCGCCUCCACCUCUACAAGGACACCGACAAGAAGCGCAAGAAGGACAAGAGCAACUACGUGGGGAUGGUGAGCAUCCCCAUCGCCAGCGUCACCGGGCGGCACUUCGCCGAGCAGUGGUACCCCCUCAGCCAGCCCAGCGGCAGCAAGAGCAAGGCGGGGUGUCCGGCGCUGCGCGUCAAGAGCCGCUUCCAGACCAUGAGCAUCCUCCCCAUGGAGCUCUACAAGGAGUUCGCCGAGUACGUCACCAACAACUACCGGAUGCUCUGCGCCGUGCUGGAGCCCGUGCUCAGCGUGAAGAGCAAGGAGGAGGUGGCCUGCGCCUUGGUGCACAUCUUGCAGAGCACCGGCAAGGCUAAGGACUUCCUGUCGGACAUGGCCAUGACGGAGGUGGAUCGCUUCAUGGACCGGGAGCACCUGAUCUUCCGGGAAAACACCCUCGCCACGAAAGCCAUAGAGGAGUACCUGAAACUCAUCGGCCAGAAAUACCUCAAGGAUGCCAUCGGCGAGUUCAUCCGGGCGCUGUACGAGUCGGAGGAGAACUGCGAGGUCGACCCCAUGAAGUGCUCGGCCUCCACCUUGGCCGACCACCAGGCCAACCUCCGCAUGUGCUGCGAGCUCGCCCUCUGCAAGGUGGUCAACUCGCACUGCGUGUUGCCCCGGGAGGAGGUCUUCGCCUCGUGGCGGCUGCGAUGCGCCGAGCGGGGCCGCGAGGACAUCGCCGACCGGUUGAUCAGCGCCUCGCUCUUCCUGCGGUUCCUCUGCCCCGCCGUGAUGUCCCCCAGCCUCUUCGGCCUCAUGCAGGAGUACCCCGACGAGCAGACCGCCCGCACCCUCACCCUCAUAGCCAAGGUCAUCCAGAACCUGGCCAACUUCACCAAGUUCGGCAGCAAGGAGGAGUACAUGGCCUUCAUGAACGAGUUCCUGGAGCUGGAGUGGACCAGCAUGCAGCAGUUCCUCUACGAGAUCUCCAACCUGGACACCCUCACCAACAGCACCAGCUUUGAGGGCUACAUCGACCUGGGCCGCGAGCUCUCCACCCUGCACGCCCUCCUCUGGGAGGUCAUGUCCCAGCUCAGCAAGGAGGCCCUGCUGAAGCUGGGCCCGCUGCCCCGGCUGCUGACGGACAUCAGCGUGGCCCUGCGCAACCCCCACCCCCGGCCCCCCCCCCCCCCGGCGCGCCAGCCGAGCCAGGGGGAGCGGCUGCCCCCCAAGGGGCUGGUGCUGCGGGGGCCCUCGGCCGACCUCCAGCCCUACCUCGUCCGUGACCUCAACAGCUCCGUUGACCUCCAGUCCUACAUGGUGCGGGGCCUCAACAGGUGGUUCCUGGAGCUGGAGUGGACCAGCAUGCAGCAGUUCCUCUACGAGAUCUCCAACCUGGACACCCUCACCAACAGCACCAGCUUUGAGGGCUACAUCGACCUGGGCCGCGAGCUCUCCACCCUGCACGCCCUCCUCUGGGAGGUCAUGUCCCAGCUCAGCAAGGCCUCGCAGACGCCGUCGACGCUGAACCCGGUGAUGCCGGCGGCGGAGCGCACGGUGGCCUGGGUGUCCAACAUGCCGCACCUCUCGGCCGACAUCGAGAGCUCCCACAUCGAGCGCGAGGAGUACAAGCUGAAGGCGUACUCCAAGUCCAUGGACGAGAGCCGGCUGGACCGGGUAGGGACCACCGGCGGACCCAGGCGUCCGGGGCUGGGGGCCAGGGGUCCUGGGAACCCCGGUGUCCAGGGCCCAGGAGAUGAUCCUGAUGGACCCAGGUCCCAGGAGAUGACCCUGAUGGAACAGGGGUUUCCGUUGUCCAAGCCCCAGGAGAUGAUCCUGAUGGACCCAGGUGCCCAGGUCCCAGGAGAUGACCCUGAUGGCCCCAGGUCCCAGGAGAUGACCCUGAUGGACCCAGGUGUCCAGGCUCCAAGAGAUGACUCUGAUGGACCAAGGUCCCAGGAGAUGACCCUAAUGGAAGCAGGGUUUCAGUUGUCCAAGCCCCAAGAGAUGAUCCUGAUGGACCCAGGUGUCCAAACUCCAGGAGAUGACCCUGAUGGACCCAGGUCCCAAGAGAUGAUCCUGAUGGACCCAGCUGUCCGUCAGGUAGCGCGGGCCAGCCCGGCCAUUGUCACGGGACCCUCGGCCUCCGGUGACACGCCAGCUGUCCGUCAGGUAGCGCGGGCCAGCCCGGCCAUUGUCACGGGACCCUCGGCCUCCGGUGACACGCCAG
This is a messenger RNA of Opisthocomus hoazin, 2727 nucleotides long. The record is from RefSeq and is a predicted model, not a curated record. Lineage: Eukaryota; Metazoa; Chordata; Aves; Opisthocomiformes; Opisthocomidae.